Molecule: messenger RNA, 1602 nt
Organism: Nematostella vectensis (starlet sea anemone)
Lineage: Eukaryota; Metazoa; Cnidaria; Anthozoa; Actiniaria; Edwardsiidae
Exons: 3
Coding region: 171-1580 (469 amino acids)
Biological process (GO): arachidonate secretion; phospholipid metabolic process
Molecular function (GO): A2-type glycerophospholipase activity
Source: RefSeq, a predicted model, not a curated record
UACUUAUUCAACAAAACUCGAACAUAAAGCGUAUACGAGUUUUCGGCAGAAAUGAAAAAAUUGAGAGAAGAAUGGUCGCGCGCAUCUCGCUAAUAUGACGUCACGAUGACGUUAUAUUCGCUUUAUUGUGAUGCACACAUUAUUAGCCAUGCAAUGGCUUGUACCGCGCAAUGACUCUGGCAGCCAAACUGAUACUUUUCAUCCACAUAUUUCUCAUCAUACCAACAGCGUUUGCGUCGACAUUGUGCGACCGAAAACCAGACCUGAUCCAGUGCGUUGCAACGAAAAACCAGUUUGUCCUACCAGAGAGGGAAUACUGCAACCCGUACGAUAACUCAUGCAGCACAGGCGAUCUAAUCGACCCGCGAGUAGCCACAUGUGUCCCGCAGUUCACCGGUCAUAUCCAUAACUCGCUCGUUGACGGGUUUACCACCAGUUUGUCGCACAGAUGCUUCCCGAAUGUUCAGUCUGCAGCCGCCAUCAAUCACCGUACGGUAGGCCCCAGUCUAGGCCAGCCCCAAUGUGUGCCAAAGCUGUACCGCAUAAAGACUGGAGUUGACACCAACAAACGCGUGCCUGGCACCUUCCUCUGUGGGGAAAUGGGCACUAGAUGUGUCUGCAGUGCUCCCGCGGUACGCGAUGGUGUAGGCGUCUGGCAGAAGAACGAGUGUAGGUGUCAGUACUUCGUUGACUUGUGUAAAAUUCCAGACGUCUGUUUGUCACGUGAGGCAACUUGUACCACGUGGGGCUCAGAGGUGCGCUGUGUGUGCCCCGCUGAGCACAAAGACUGCAGAUUCGGGAUCAAUCAUUGCAGAGCCAACCCGAGCCUGUGCGAGGACGAGGGCAAGGUUUGCAUAGAACUCACGGAUAGCUACGAUAACUGGAGCUUCGGAAACGAAAAACAAGGCGAAGGCUUCAUAUGCAUGUCGCCAUCAACGGUCGACCAAUUGCAGCUCACCACGCAUUACUGUGACGUCACUAGCGCUAAGCAUGCUGGGAAGCUGGAGUCCAGGCCCGCAAAUGCGCUUGACACCUGCUGCUACCGCAUGUUGACGUGCGCGGGACGAGAGUCGCAUCCCGUUAAUGGGACCUUGUUCAGCUUCCGCCACUGUUUCUGUAACGUAGAAUUUAGGAAAUGCUUGCUUGCGCUGGGCCAUAAUCCCAAGUACAAGACAGCAGUGAAAGAGCUGGUGCGCGGGAUUGACAACGUCACUGAAUGCUUUAUGGACGAGGGAAAAAAAUGCGACCCGACGCAGCCCAAAACGUGCCGCAAGGGAGACCUCAUCAGUCCCAACGUGGCGCACUGCACGGUGGACUGCAAGACGGGGCCCCUACUCCCUAUAUGGGCGCGCUCAUGCUCAAUACGGCAGUGCAAACCACCAAAUCACAAGCCUUAUCUGCGAGUGAUUGACGUGCCGGACCAUCGCGAGAGCUCUAUCUGUAAGCCCGUGCUGAAUCUGCCAGUUGAGUGCGCAAAGCGUGGAACAAACACUAGAUGUGUCUGCGACGGAAAGCCGAAGGGAGCAGGCUUUACGGACCGCUGCCGAUGCCAGUACUGGCCUCUGAAGUGGGAGACUUGAUAAAAUAAAAUUUGUUAUACUA